Molecule: messenger RNA, 3643 nt
Organism: Prorocentrum cordatum
Lineage: Eukaryota; Dinophyceae; Prorocentrales; Prorocentraceae
Source: the annotation of a GenBank genome assembly
GCGCAGAGGGAGCAGCGGUUGUGCUCCGCGGGCCCAAGUCACCGCUGUGGCUGUGCUCCUGCGGCUGCGCAUCCAACUGGGCCAGCAGGCUCAGGUGCCGUGAGUGCGACCGGCGUUGCUCCACCACGAUCGAGGACGCCGCCAGGAAGGCUCACAAGGAGGCGCUCAAGGGCGGGCCCAAGCCAGGCAGCCACCCGCAGCCCCGCGGUGCAUGGGCGCGGCAGAAGCUGGCCCCUUGGGAGCAUGACAAGCUCCAGAGGCAGGACAGCGAGCUGGCUGCCCUGCGGCAGCAAGUCGAGGCACUCAAGGCCGACAGCGCCAAGGCCAAGCUCACUGCACUCAGCGACCUCAGGGAGGAGCUGCAGCUUGGAGGAGGAGAGCAGGCCACGAGCUGCGUCAAGGCCGUCGAGGGACAGCGCAGGAAGCUCGAGGGCCAGCUCCAGAAGGCCCUCUCCAAGGUGGCGGAGCUCGAGGACCAGCGCGGCAAGCUCGACCAGAGGAUCAGCGAGGCCAAGGAUUCGGCCGCCGAGCUCAAGUGCAAGCUGCAGGCGGCGGACGCCGAGAUCGAGUCCCGCCAUGCCGCUGGCGUCCUCGGCGACGGGCUCAGGGGCCUGGCCAAGGUGCUGGAGCAGUUCAAGGCUACGGCUGUGGAGAACCAGGCAGUGUUGCAGGGCCUCAUCCAGCUGCAGGACGUCAUCAAGAAGGAGCAGGAGACCCUGGAGGCAGCGGACGACGCUGCACCUGGCGGCCUCGGGUUUGAUAGCAUGUGGCUAUACACUGUCAACGCGAACACCGAGAAGGGCGAUCGCGACUUCCUCGACUGGCUUGACAGCCAGCACAGCCUCGUGGAGGCUGGGCCGAAGAGGCUGCCAGUCGCAGACAUCACCUUCGUGCAGGAGACGCGUGCGCGUGCUUGUGGCAGGGAGGCAGUCCAGCGUUGGCAUCGGAAGCGCGGGCUCGACUUCGACCUUGCCGCAGGACUCAGCACGGGGGACGGGCCUCAGGCAGUCUCAGGCGGGGUAGGCAUCGGAGUGCGGCAGCGGUUCGCGGCAGCCACGCUCGACGCCGCUUUCAAGCAGCCCCACCGCGUGCUGCGGCGGGUUGUCAACAUUGGCGACGGGCUCGCCAUCGAUCUCCCGUCCAUCUGCCUCCGCGACGGGGAGGGCAUGAGCGAGGCCAACGCAGACAUUAUCUGGGAGGUCGCGUCGCAGCUCAGGGUGGCGGUGCGGCCGUGGAUCCUGGCGGGCGACUUCAACAUGGACCCCCUCAAGGUCGCGGCGUGGGCGGCGACGGCUGGAGGUCUCGCGCUACAUACAGGUACGGCGACCUGCAGGGCGGGGUCGCUUCACGAGCUCGACUACGCAGUCAUCUCCGACGAGCUCCAGCAGUUCGCGCUCAGCCACGGGCCCGCGAUCGAGGCCCCCGUCGGGCCGCGAGAUGCCAUGCAGGAGCGGCUACGGCACGCUGAGGGUUACCUUCUCCCACUCUACGACCUACACGGGGACGAGGCUCAGAAGUUCACUGGCAGGGGCGACGGAGUGCGCUUCGUCAACGCGCCGCUCGCGGACGCCAGCCGCCGCCACCGGGCUCAGCUCAGCCCGCAGGAGACCCACGCCUGGGGCGGCCUGGUCAGCCUGCCGCAGCGCGCAGACCUGCUGGUGGCGCGGGGGAAGGACCCACAGGGCCUGGCCAGCCUGCGUGCACGCCUGGCAGCGCUGCGCCUGGGCGACUACGACGGCACCAUGGCCCCUGUGCCCAGGGAUGAGCUCGGAGCUGCGGCGACCUCCAGCGACCCGGCUUCGAGGAGGAGGCCCAUCGAGCAUGCUAGGGCCCAGCAGCAGGCCUGCCAGCGCAGCGACGCAGCUGCCGCCAGGAGGCAGUGGCAGGACUGGGCCAAAGGCUCGACCACAGGCGGGGGGAAGCUCGCCCACCGCUUCUCCAAGCCUGAGCCGCUGGCCAAGGCGACCCUCGUCACGGAGGACGAGGCCGAGGGGGAGGCCCUACCAGUCAACGGCGACGAGGCAGCGCGGCAUUGCCUCAAGGAGUGGCUUCCGCUCUGGCUAGACCCUCGGCGCAGAGGAGGCCUCGAGGAAGCGGCCAGCUGGGAGGCGCCAGAGCCGCUGCCGAGGCUCGGGGUGGACAGCCUCAGGCACCUGCUCAAGCGGCACGGGAGGUGGGCAGGCCUGGGCUGGAACCAGCUCCACCCGAGGCAGCUGCUCCUCCUCGACGAGCCCUUCCUCGACAGGCUCCUCGACGUGCUGGCCAGCUGGGAGGACGGUCCCGAGGCCUACUUGGACUGGCUCGCUGCCAUCGUCUUCCGCGCCAAGGCGGACGGCGGCAGGAGGCCCAUCGCUUUCACCUGCCUCCAGCUUCGCCUCUGGUCGGCCCUGCGAGGGCCCAUCGUCAGGAAUUGGGAGGCUCAGCGCCACGAAGUUUGGUACAUCGGCGGGGAGCUGAACACGUGCGAGAGGGCAGGUUGGGCGCAUCAGACCCUCACGGCCCUGGCCUACGAGAAAGGCCUCAGCACGGGCACGGACACGGGCUUUCCUGUUAAGCUCCUCAGGGCAUGCUGUGUGUCGUAUUCUGGCUACAGAGUCAUCACGGUCGACGGGGCAUGCAGCUCGCCCUUUCGGGCAACUGGCACGGUGCUGGCAGGCUGCUCCUGCGCGACUGGGAUAGCCAAGCUGCUCCUCUUCCGUUCUUUCAAGAAGGUGGCGGCCUUCUACCCCAGCGUGCGACUGGGCAGCGUUGUCGACGACUUCACGCUCCAGAUUGUGGGCACCACGGGCAUGGUCAAGGUGGCGAAGCAGCUGGGGUCGGAGUGGCCCGCCGAGGACGGCAGGGCGCUGCGCGGCAGGCUGCUAGGCAACGACGUGCACGACGGGCGCUGGGGGCGCACCGUCAUCGGGGCACAGCGGGUCGAGGAUGCUCUUGCAAGGUCUCGGAGGCUGCAGGUGCUGAGGUCAGCUGGAGCCAAGGUGGCCACGGUGCAGAGGGGAGGCCCCACGGCAGCCGCCACCUGGGGCUCGGCCACGACUGGCCUCGCCCCCUCGGUGCUGCACGGGCUUCGUGUAGCCGCAGCGCGUGGAGAAGGGCCUCUAGCGCCAGGUUAUUCGGUCGGCCUGCGGCUGAGGUGCUUCCCCAAAGGCAUCGAGAGAGACCCAGCGGUGGUGAACGCUGGGCAGGUGGUGCUGCAGUUCGGCAUGACGCUCUGGCUGGGCUACCCCACUCCGUUCGCCUUCAACACGCUGCUGGAGAAGGCCAAGCAGCGGUUCUCGACGGCGAGGCGGCCCUGGGCAACCUGCAGAGACCCCGUGGCAGCCUUUUUCCUCACCAUCACCAGGCUUGGCUGGACCAUCGAGGGCGGCAGGCACGUCACCACCGACCAAGGGCUGGAGGUCGACCUGGCCAGAGUCUCGCCCUACUUCAUCGAGGAGCUUGCAGAGGGGGCGGCCAAGAGGUGGUCCGACCGCGACGCCACCUUCAGGCUGUACCCCCACCAGAGCUCGGACCUGUACUGGGGCUCGCUGCAGAGGCUCGGCAGGUCCAAGGAGUCGCUCGGCUGGCAGCAACAUCAGCGAGCGGCUCUCCACUCGGUCAUUUCAGGCACGGUUCUCUCUCAGACGCGGCUCUACAAGAGAGG